CCUGUCAUGAUGAACUGCUGUGCCUUUUAUCUUCUCUUGGGUUUACUGUUUGUUCUUGGCCAUUGUGUUUUCCCUCCUGGCUCUUGUGAUGGAUACACAAACAUAACUGACGCAUGGCGCAACUCAAGACUUUGGUCAAGUGACUUUUCUGGUUACCCAAACAAUGAUGUACAUCUUAUCGGCAAUUGGUGGCGCUUCACAGGGAUUGGUGGAGACAGAAUAGUUUCACCAUGCUUAGGAGGCCCUAGGGGUGGAACCCGCUAUGUGAUUCAUUUGUCAUCGUUAGUAUAUCCACUAAUUGAAUCUUUAAUUCCAACCAGAGCAACUGCAUAUGGUGCUGCGGAAUUCUGUGACUCUUAUCCUAUUACAAUGAAUGUGGUCCUGUGUCCUGGAGGAUUCUACAUAUACAAGCCAGAAAAUCACCCAUAUAACCCUUUGGGUUAUGUAACAUACCAUUAUAGUUGUACAUCAGACUCCUGUGGACCACUUGCUGUGUGUGAAAGUGAUGGAGGCUGUAGAUGUGUUACAGGAUUUAGAAUCCCUGCAGGAUACAAACCCACUCCAACAUCAUAUGGUUGUGUUGACAUUGAUGAGUGCGUGAGUACUCCAACGAUUUGUGGUCCUUAUUCCACUUGUGCUAACACGAAUGGAUCAUACAGCUGUACGUGUCUGGAUGGAUUCACCGCAGCGGUUUCAACAUCACCAAUUGGAAAUUCCAACCAAUGCAUAGAUAAUGAUGAAUGUCUUGAUGAUGUCUGUGGUGAUCAUGCGACCUGCCUCAACAACCCAGGAAGUUUUGUGUGUAAAUGCCUUUCAGGCUACAGCUUUGGACCCAAUACAACUUUUAUUUGCGAAGAUAUCGACGAGUGCUUGAAUGACACCAUUUGUGGCCCUGUUUCUGUUUGCACCAACACACCAGGAUCUCACAUCUGUGAAUGUCAAGUUGGGUUUGCACCAACUAAACCAGACCUGGAACCCAAUGCGACCAACAUUUGUAUCGAUGUUGAUGAGUGUGAAAAUGCCACUAUCUGUGGUCCUUAUUCCAACUGCACAAAUACAAUCGGAUCUUACAGCUGCCCCUGCUUCCCUGGUUAUGAGCCAUAUAACACAGCCAUGAUAGCCAGUGUUGCUAACCCAUGUACAGAUAUAAAUGAAUGCAAUAAGACACUUAAUAUAUGUGGUAAAAAUUCUGUGUGUACUAACGGACCAGCGACCUUCUAUUGCUCUUGUCCUGACGGAUUCUUCCCUUCAACUGGAAUUAUGUGGACGUUAGGGGUCUCAGUUUGUCAAAGUCUUCAGGAUAUUUUAGAUGCACUAACCCCAGCUGAGGGACAGACGAAAGAGAGAGCUUUUCUUGAAUACCUGAACCAGCAACUGAAAGACAAUCCAGGUGUAAUCUUACCAGAGCCAACUGUGGUAAACAGCUUCUCAGCAUGUAUGGAAGUGGCAGGUGUUGGACCACAGGCCAGGUCCAUCAAGGUGAGUAGUGAAGGAGAUGGGGACACGGGCAGUGUGAUCCUGGGUAUCUCAGGUCGUUUAGUGUCUGCAAUUGUGCAGCCAGGUCAGAACAAAACCAAGAAAACUGUGAAGAGUCCGAUACUGGAUUUAAGUGUUGAAACUACUGGGCCUUUAAGCAACAAUGCAGAGAGCUCUCCCCUCUCAGCCAAAGGAAACAUCAUGGAGAUUAAUCUGGAAAGCCUGGCCAAAAAUAACAAUGGUACUGCAGCGGCUGCAUUCAUGACACUAGAUGGGAUGGAGAGUCUUCUUAGUCAUCAAUACUUUGAAACAGAAAACAUGACAGAGAUGUACUCAGAUGUCAUCACUGCAACCUUACCAUCAAUGAAAAACACCAACCUCACCGAGCCUGUCAACUUUACCAUCUAUCACAAGAAGAGUUCACCUGAAUCUAGUUUAGCAACCUGUGUGUACUGGGAGGACAAAUCAGAGGAGACAGGAAUGGAAGAAGGAAGUGGAAAAGGAGGAGAAAAGACCAAGACCAUGCGUUGGUCACUCGAGGGCUGUUGGGUUGCAUACACAAAUGAAAAUUACACAGUGUGUAGCUGCUCUCAUCUCUCCACAUUUGCCCUCAUCAUGCAGAUUGGGGAGCCUCCACCAGAGGAUCCUUUCCUAGAGUGGCUAAACCGAAUGUGUGUGAUUGUUGGGUUAUUCUUCUUUGCAUUGGCCAUCCUCACCUUCCUCCUGUGUAGCUGGAACCCCAAGAUCAACAACACAGCCCGUCUUCACAUGUGCAUCAGCCUCUCCUUAACUCAUCUACUGCUGCUGUGGAAUGACAGAUAUGUCGAACGGGAGCUGGCCUGCACUGUCAUGGCGGGCCUUCUCCACUUCUUAGUUGUUGCAAGUUUUGUGUGGAUGCUGAUGGAGGCACUACAGCUUUACCUGUUGGUCCGAAGGCUCUCCAAGGUGCAGGUCAUCCAGAGAGACGGCCUCCCCAGGCCUCUUCUUUACCUGAUUGGUUAUGGCGUUCCAUUUGUGAUUGUGGGUACUUCUGCAUUGGUGUAUUCUGAUGGAUAUGGUGCCACUGAGGCAGAGGUAUGCUGGCUCUCUAGGCAACGCAAUUUCAACUGGGCUUUAACAGGCCCAGUGAUUGCUGUCCUUGGGCUUAAUUGGAUUUUGUUCUGUGCAACUCUAUGGAGUCUGAGACCCACCUUGGCCAACAUGAAAAGUGACGUUUCUCAAUCCAAAGACACCAGGUUGAUUGUGUUCAAGAUCGUGGCCCAGUUCGUCAUACUUGGCUGUACCUGGAUUCUGGGCCUGUACCAGACAAAUCUUUUCUUUCAAGUCCUCUUCAUAAUUCUUAACUCCCAGCAGGGCACCUUCCUCUUCAUUGUCCACUGUGUGCUCAAUAAGGAGAUCAUUAUGAGUGUAAGCCAGACUCCUGUGGACCACUUGCACAGUGUUCAACUAGUGGAGACUGUACUUGUGUUCCUGGAUAUUGAUGAGUGUUUCAACUCAACUGUCUGUGGUCCUGAUUCUAUUUGCACCAAUACGCCUGGGGCUCAUACCUGUGAAUGUCAACUGGGUUACACACCAACUCAACCAGAUGAGGAACCCAGCGAGACCAACAUCUGUAUUGACGUCGAUGAGUGUAUCGAAGAUGUCACUGUCUGUGGGCCUGAUUCCAACUGCACAAAUUCAAUUGGAUCUUACAUUUGCACCUGCUUUCCUGGUUAUAGGCUGAACAAGCCAGACGUGAUAGCCAGCGUUGCUAACCCAUGCACAGAUAUAGAUGAGUGCAGUGAGACACCCGGUAUUCGAGAUAUCCUAGAUGAAAUAGUACCUCCAGAGGGUCAGACAAAAGAAAGGGCUUUUCUUGGCAACAUGGAUCAACAACUUAUGAACAACACAGGCAUUGUCUUACCAGAAGCGGAAGUUUCAGGUGUUGGACCACAGACCAGGUCAAGCAGGGUAAGUAGUGAAGGAGACGGAGAGACUGGCAGUGUGAUCCUGGGCAUUUCGGACCGUCUUGUUGCUGCGAUGGUGCCAACAACUCCAACUCAGAACCAAACUAAAAAAGCAAUGAAGACUUCAACAGUGGAUUUGAGCCUAAAGACCAUUGGUCCAGGGAGUGAUGACGACUACAGUGCCCCCCUUACUGCCAAAGGACAGACUAUGGAAAUCAACCUGCGAGCUCUAGCCAGCGCCAACAAUGGUUCUGCAGCAGCUGCCUUCCUAACUCUGAAUGGGAUGGAGAGUCUUCUUAGUCAUCAGUACUUUAAAACAGAAAACAAGACUGAGAUGAACUCGGAUGUUUUUACUGCAGUCUUACCGACAUUAAACAACACCAACCUCACCGAGCCUGUCAACUUUACCAUCCAGCAUAAGAAGAAAGUACCUGAAUCUGGAAUGGUGACUUGUGUGUACUGGGAAGACAAAACCAAAGAAAAGGAGCAGAAUGAUGAGGGAGGAGAAGAGGAAGAGACAAUGCGUUGGUCAGUAGAGGGCUGUUGGGUUGCAUACACUGAUGAAAACUACACAGUUUGCAGCUGCUCUCACCUUUCGACCUUUGCCCUCAUCAUGCAGAUUGGAGAGCCUCCACCAGAGGAUCCUUUCCUAGAGUGGCUAAACCGAAUGUGUGUGAUUGUCGGGUUAUUCUUCUUUGCGAUGGCCAUCCUCACCUUCCUCCUGUGUAGCUGGAACCCCAAGAUCAACAACACAGCCCGUCUUCACAUGUGCCUUAAUCUCUCCUUAUCUCAUCUACUGCUGCUGUGGAAUGACAGAUAUGUCGAACAAGAGCUGGCCUGCACUGUCAUGGCGGGCCUUCUCCACUUCUUAGUUGUUGCAAGUUUUGUGUGGAUGCUGCUGGAGGCACUACAGCUUCACCUGUUGGUCCGAAGGCUCUCCAAGGUGCAGGUCAUCCAGAGAGACGGCCUCCCCAGGCCACUUCUUUACCUGAUUGGCUAUGGCGUUCCAUUUGUGAUUGUGGGUACUUCAGCACUGGUAUAUUCUAAAGGAUAUGGUGCUACUGAAGCAGAGGUGUGCUGGCUCUCUAGACAACGCAAUUUCAACUGGGCUUUAACAGGCCCUGUCAUUGUUAUCCUCGGACUGAACUGGAUUUUGUUCUGUGCAACUCUGUGGAGUCUGAGACCCACCUUGGCCAACAUGAAAAGUGAUGUUUCCCAAUCUAAAGACACCAGGUUGAUCCUGUUCAAGAUCGUGGCCCAGUUUGUCAUACUUGGCUGUACCUGGAUUUUAGGCCUGUACCAGACAAAUCUUUUCUUUCAGGUCCUCUUCAUAAUUUUAAACUCCCAGCAGGGCACCUUCCUCUUCAUCGUCCACUGUGUGCUCAACAAAGAGGUAGAUUCUUUAUCCAGACGAUUCCACCGUCAUUAA
This is a messenger RNA of Larimichthys crocea (large yellow croaker), 4851 nucleotides long. RefSeq lists its product as uncharacterized. NCBI's taxonomy places the organism in Eukaryota, Metazoa, Chordata, Actinopteri, Sciaenidae. Gene Ontology annotation, cellular component: plasma membrane. Gene Ontology annotation, biological process: adenylate cyclase-activating G protein-coupled receptor signaling pathway; cell surface receptor signaling pathway. The transcript has 36 exons. The coding region runs from base 7 to 4851 and encodes 1614 amino acids. The record is from RefSeq and is a predicted model, not a curated record. Gene Ontology annotation, molecular function: G protein-coupled receptor activity; calcium ion binding.